Molecule: messenger RNA, 1731 nt
Organism: Vicugna pacos (alpaca)
Lineage: Eukaryota; Metazoa; Chordata; Mammalia; Artiodactyla; Camelidae
Gene: NME6
Product: NME/NM23 nucleoside diphosphate kinase 6
Biological process (GO): UTP biosynthetic process; negative regulation of cell growth; negative regulation of mitotic nuclear division
Cellular component (GO): mitochondrion
Molecular function (GO): nucleoside diphosphate kinase activity
Source: RefSeq, a predicted model, not a curated record
AGGAAUCACCCCAGUUCUCAUCUGCUCACCCUGGACUGUUUUACUAGACUCCAAGGUAACCCCACCCCACAUCCUACCCUAAAUUCCUUAGCGACAUGUUCAAGGGCCUUACUAGUUUCCCUCAGGCUUAUGUAAACCUGCUUUCCAGCCAAGAAUCCUCCCUCACCAAUCCCAUACGGCUGCCUCUGCCCUCGUGACCCAACGCACAAGAUUUCUGCCCGCCGCUUCCUUCCGACAAACACUGGGCACCAACCAUGUGCCAGGCACUACCCUAGACAAAUAACAGAAAGGUCGAGUUGGGCAAGGUCCACUCCGGUGGCUACGCUGGGGGCACGCCCAUUGCCAGGCUGCCACCCUGAAAAGUCCACCCUGUCCUCUCCGUGGCACCUCCCCGCGCAGGGCCGCCAGCCCUCCCUCCCGCCUGAGGGCGCCCGAGCUGGGCUUGGAGGGGCAUCUCCCGCCCGAGCCGGCUUCAUCUCCUCUGGUCUGGGGCAAGUGGUGGAGAGAGACAACUGACGCAGAGAGACAAGUGACACCGGCAAGCCGGCCCUCCUGCUACACGGCCUCCAGGACUGGUUGCAAACACCCUAAUCCCGCGCUGACUGGCCCGUGACCUCACGGCAAGGACCCCGCGGCGGGCUGCCCGGCCGAACGCCUGAAAGACCCUGCUUGGGCCACAAGGCUAGCUAUUGCAGUGCCUGUCGGCCGGGCCCUGCGACUGGAGGACCAGGAGGGAGAUGACCUCAAUCUUGCGGAGUCCUCAGGCUCUCCAGCUCACUCUGGCCCUGAUCAAGCCUGAUGCAGUUGCUCACCCACUGAUUCUGGAGGCUGUUCAUCAGCAGAUUCUGAGCAACAAGUUCCUUAUUGUACGAAUGAGAGAACUUCUGUGGAGAAAAGAAGAUUGUCAGAAGUUUUACCAAGAGCAUGAAGGGCGCUUUUUCUAUCAGCGGCUGGUGGAGUUCAUGGCCAGUGGGCCAAUCCGAGCCUACAUCCUCGCCCACAAGGAUGCCAUCCAGCUCUGGAGGACGGUGAUGGGACCCACCAGAGUGUUUCGAGCACGCCACGUGGCCCCAGAUUCAAUUCGUGGGAGUUUUGGCCUCACUGAUACCCGUAACACAACCCAUGGCUCUGACUCUGUGGUUUCAGCCAGUAGAGAGAUUGCAGCCUUCUUCCCGGACUUCAGUGAACAGCGCUGGUAUGAGGAAGAGGAGCCCCAGUUGCGCUGUGGCCUAGUGCACUACAGCCCAGAGGGAGGCAUCCACUGUGCAGCUGGAAAAGGAGGCCCACGGCCAGCCUGAGGCAGGCCCAUCGGUCCGUGAAGACCGGUGGCACUGCCCAGCCUGUUCUAGACCUCUGCUCCAGAACAUUCUCCUAGGACCAGGGAGACCUGGGGCAUGGUGCCAUCUCUGUGAGGCACAACUACCUGCGUAAGGGCCUAACUCCUCACUGCCACCUCUUCUAGAAUCUAACUCUAUCUACCUCUUGUCUGGAAUGUUCAUGAGUGGUUCAGAGGAAUGACGGCUCCUCUUUUUUCUAAGAACUGUUCAUCUUUUUUCCAGGAAUAACUUGCCUACUUGACUUGCCUGAAAAGUGAAGUGACUCUCUAUUAGCAACAUUUGGCCUAUUUUCCUUAAUAAAAGUCAGUGUUCUACUGAAUCCUCAAGGUUGGGAGCACUACUCUAGGUGCUGUCUGUCUCUCCUUAACUGGAGUAAUUAAACCCAUCCUGAAGC